GUUCGAUAGCUUCGACUCAAAUUCGAAUAACGGCGCGCGUUCUGUGGUUUCAGCGAAUAGACGUGUACGGUAAUCCGAUUGGCCGUGCACUAGGGAAUUGCCAAAGGAAGCAACGACCAAUGCCCGACCGAUGGGCGAAACAAAGGAGCAAGAGGUAUCGCCGAUGCCAAUUUGUCUCGCGUCGUAACGAUUCGAAAGUCUCGAAGCAAUUUCUCGUUAGUGAGACGCGAUCCGUACCGUGCGCGCGUAGAAAUGACUCGGAUCGGGUUAGAUUCGUGAAAAUUACGUCCUCGUUAUGUGGAAUAAUGCCAAGCGCAUUCGAACGCGCGUGCCUGUCCAAAGCGGCGUUUGAUACGUUUUCGAAAGGUAGAGGUUUGCGGAUAACCGUGCGUUCGAAAAACGUUUCAUUUCGAUUCUUUCGUUCGUUCGAAUUUACCGUCGAGCAGCCACGUUGUAAAUGACGAUUCGUAAGAUUUUGGAUACUCGGGCUAAAUCGAGAGAAACGGAAAAGAGAAAGGAGGUGACGAAGUUCGAGUCGAAAUCGAUCGUUCGGUCCCGCCACGAGCUCGAGAAACCGUCGUCAGCGCGUCGAGCGAAAAAUGGCCGCGAACGUGAGAACAGAGAUGCGGAUUCCUACGCGUACCGCCCCUCGUCCACCCGUCAACUCUCUCGCACAAAGAAGCAACGUCUGGGGUAGCACAAACGACAUCUUUGCUACGAGCCUGACCAGCCAACCCGUGCAGAAGAAGAAACCGCCGCCUCGUCCGCCUCCUCCCAAGUUCAAUCAGUGCCAUACGCAGAGGGAUCAGAGGGAUCCGAAAUCCAAGAAACCUACCCGACCCACCGAGCUUCUGACGAAUUUCUUUGCGUGGAAAGCGGCCAAGCAAGAGCACUCCAAUACGUCUCGUUCCACGUUCAAUUUAUCCCACAUCCCGCUGCAGUCUUCCAACGCGAAUGGAGCUCUGUCUUUGAUCGAUCUCAGUCCGCCUGGCUCUCCGACGUUCACCACUCGUUCUAGCAGCGACGGCGUUAGCAUAGAUAGUUUCGGUAGCGAUGGCAACUCCAAUCCCUCCGUCUUUACAAGCAGCGGGAAUACGUCCCAAACGGAAAGUGCCUUCGAAGACGAUUUUGACUUUUUUGGCAUGUCCAACAAGAAAUUUCCAAGCAACGAUCCGUGGCAAAUGAAGCCGAUGUCGGAUCCGUUCGGACCGAUAGAGGAAAGAAAUGCCGGUGCGCUCGAGGACGUUAGGCAAAUCGGAGAUACCUCCUUUUUCGCCUUCAACGAUAAUCCUACGGGGAAGCAAGUGCCUUUUGGACGAACGAGUUCUAAAGCGAUUCAUUCCGUACCGACGAUAAUACGUCCGAAACCGCCUAAACCACCGGCGCCGAAGAUAUUGAAAAAACAGUUGGAGCAAAAGAUAAGUCCGUCGACCAGCGUACAAAGACCCGUAAGACCUCUCAGCGAACCGAUAUCCGUCGACUCCUCCUAUUCCGUGAACGACGCAUGGGGCGACGAUCUUAAGGACGAGCCUUCGCCUCCGAUGCCAACGAUCCCACCGCCGGCACCACCCUCGGAAUACUUUCUACGAUCGAAAAACGAAUUUGAGGAAAGUUCUGGUGCACCCUACGGUAUCGCGCUUUAUGAUUUUCCGGUGACGCAUUCGGACGAUUUGCCCUUGAAGGAAGGCGACGUUGUCACCCUGAUAAGAGUUGUCAACGACGAUUGGAUGGAAGGGAGGAUUGGAAAUCGACAAGGAAUAUUUCCCAUUAAUUUUCUCGACAUAAAAGUACCAUUGCCUGGAUUACAGGACAACGUCGUCGUUGCCUUGUAUCCUUUCAAAGGAGAGGCCAUGGAAGAUUUAACGUUCGAGGAAGGAGCCAAAAUUAAAGUUUUAUCAAGACUAUCGGACGACUGGUUGUACGGCGAAUACAAAGGUAGAAAAGGUCAGUUUCCAACUAAUUAUGUGAAUAGAAUUCCAUACAGUAUUUCACGUUCAACAUAAUCAUCGUUUUACGAGAGAUUUUGGGCCUUAGGAUAUAAUAAAUACUUUGAUAUUGCAAACAUUUUCUAUUUUUCGCUUGAUAUUUCGAAACGGAUAGCGAUUUAGGCGUGUCGAUGAAUAAAUCAUUUUAAUACGAAAUUUCGAAUAAAUCUAUGCGGCAAAAGGAUGUAAAUUUUUAUAAGAUUUUACUCGAGUAAAAGAAGACUGAAUCGUACGCACCCAUAAAAACGAUCGUGAGAAAAUAUUUCAAACGAGUGUUGCCUCGAAUCAAAACCAUAUUCCAAGUAAAUUUACUUCUUUGGAAGGUCGUUUUUAUUGUUAUAAUGAAAAAUAUCUUUCUGCCUUGUAAUAUAUCGAUCGAAAGCGUAUCGCAAAAUAUUUUUAAUAACGUCUUUACAUUCGCGCGAAUGUUUGCAAUAUAUAUCGAAUUGUAAUUUUUCUCUUCUUCUCUUUCUCUUUUCUCCUCGUUUUUAUCACGAUUCGUAUUUGUACGAUCGAACGAAAAGAGAUACAUUCUAUUAUUUAUAUACUUUGCGAUUGAAAGUUAAAAACUGUCAACUGCGUAGCGUUGUAACAUAUCUUGUUAUAAAUUAUUUUCCAUAAAGUAUAGAAAAGUAUAACGUUAUAAUUACUUCUUGUAUUUAGCGAAACUCAUUAUUAGUCUUAAGGCGAUCUAAUAUAAGUUUCCACGUGAAUAUUGUUGUAAUAUCGCUUAACAAUUUCUACGUUAUGCUUAUCGAGUAUUUUUAUCAGUACCAUACGAGUCGUUGCAUCCAGCGGAUCUUUAAUCCCGAUAUUGUAUACCCCUCUGUGUACGAAUACUAUAUAUGAAAUAAUAUUUACGUUUUAUUUGAUCAAUCAAAUUACUGCUUUGAUAAUUGAUUCAACCAAGUAGGAUAUAUACAUACAUACAUAUAUAUAUAUUUCUUGUACGGUACGUUUGGCAUAUAAAUUAGCGUAGUUUAAUGUACUUUUACAUCUUUGCGAGUGUGCGUGCGUGUGCGUGUGCGUGCGUGGAGAGUGUCAAAAUUGUUAUUAUUUAUACGUGGUUAAAAAGCUUCUUGAGUUUACAAGUUUUUUGUUAUAUGGUUUUCACGAGUUCUGGGUAUUCUCGUAAGAGUAAAUGAAAUGCUAUUGAAAUAUUACAUACGUGUAUUUUGUUGGUAAUGAGAUAUGUUGUUGUUUCCUACUGUACGAUAUAAUUGAAUUUAUGAAAUUUGUUUUACUUCAGUUACCAGACAAAGAGUGAUAUCGGUUAGGCAUAUACGAGUAGAAUAAGCUUAGUCUAUGCAUUUCAUGUUUUAUUUAUUUCAGUAUAUAAAACAGGAAGAAUAAUAUUCUGAAAAUAAUCAAUUGUAAUCGACUACUAAUUUGAACAACAACGGUAUACAAUGUUCGUAUUACCGAACGAUAUGAAAAUACCAAUUAAAAUCACCAGCCAUUAAAUCAUAUGAUAUAACGGAUGCGAAAUUGCCGUUUUCUUUCUUUCUUUCUUUCUUAAUUCUUUUCUUAGCUCUAAUAUAAAAAAAUGACGAACGUAUCCAGGUUAGAAAUCCAUAUCGGGACCAGAAAUUUUCUUUACGUAAUUAUUUACGACGAAGAGUUUAGAAAUAGCUUUUACGGUGUGAUGUAAAAUUAACGUAUCUUCGACGUAAUCCAUAAUUCGAUGUUAAAUCGAUUAAAUGACGACGACUUAUAUUGUGAUAUUUUACUGCAUUCGUAUAGAAAUUUCUCAUGUAAAAAUAUGAUUAUUAUGAUGGAAAUAAAUUAUCCAUGUCGUGAAAUAA
This is a messenger RNA of Vespula vulgaris, 3790 nucleotides long. RefSeq names its product SH3 domain-containing protein 19-like. The coding region runs from base 600 to 2003 and encodes 467 amino acids. The transcript is spliced from 6 exons. Gene Ontology annotation, molecular function: protein binding; lipid binding. The record is from RefSeq and is a predicted model, not a curated record. Gene Ontology annotation, biological process: plasma membrane tubulation; endocytosis; actin cortical patch localization. Gene Ontology annotation, cellular component: medial cortex; Rvs161p-Rvs167p complex; mating projection tip. NCBI's taxonomy places the organism in Eukaryota, Metazoa, Arthropoda, Insecta, Hymenoptera, Vespidae.